Molecule: messenger RNA, 2036 nt
Organism: Notothenia coriiceps (black rockcod)
Lineage: Eukaryota; Metazoa; Chordata; Actinopteri; Perciformes; Nototheniidae
Product: transforming acidic coiled-coil-containing protein 2-like
Exons: 7
Coding region: 1474-2016 (180 amino acids)
Biological process (GO): cerebral cortex development; nuclear migration; mitotic spindle organization
Cellular component (GO): cytoplasm
Source: RefSeq, a predicted model, not a curated record
ACACACACACACACACACACACACACACACACACACACACACACACACUGCCAUUUACAGUUAACAAAAGUCCAAUGUUGUAUUACAAUGGGUGUGGUCAGCAGUGUUAAAGGCUUAAAUGCUUCUUCCAAUAGAGGUCACUGCAACAGAUUGCAAUAAUAUGCUGUCGAAAGACAAACUUAAAAACACAUGGAGAUGUGCCUUUAAGUUUUUUUCUGCCUUCAACGGUCGGUCGUCAAAACAUUUACACGGAAUUCAUGUUUUCUUUCAGAACGUACUCCAAAGUGUAGAUAUUGGAACAAAUUCAGUUUAAUGGAAAAAAUGUUAUUAUUAUCUUUUUCUACUGAAGCCGACAAAAUACCUUGUAUCUCUUUUUUAUAGAUAAGUGUUUACUGAUAUGCCACUGUGUCACAUCCACAAGUGUGUAUCAGGAAGGGUGUGUGCUCCCUCUUGUGUUCAUUGUCGGCUAUUGUUGAGAAAAGCUUUACAAUAUAAUAAUGAUAAUACUUUAAUAGAUAUAUAACGUUUUUUAGGGUUAUUGUCCCAUUUAUAUUCAACCCUUAUGAGUUCAGUUAGGAAUGAUAUCCUUGAUUCAAUGGGUAAACAUUUUUUUACUAGUGACACAGUGCUGCCCAGAUAUUCCAGAUGUCUCUUAGAGUCGUUGAUGAUAAACAGGAUAAUGAAUCAUGAUGGUUGUGGUUAAUUGCAAUCGAAGAACUUUUUUACAAAUCCUCUGAGAAUCCAUGUUUCACAGGAUCUGUAAAUUGAAAACUGAGGUAACAGAAAAAGUAAGAACCUUCAACUAACCACAUCUACAGUAAUAGAUUGUGUAUGCAUCAAUGUCAUCGCUAAUUUGUGUGACAAGUAAACUCUUCAUAACAUAAUAUUAAUUUCUCAAUACUUCUGUGCACUCACUAAAUAUAGAUUCAUCCCUUGUCACAAUGUGUCACUGUUCUGUUAAUUUCAGCCACACACAGUAAGUGGUACUAUUUCACAUUAUGGUAAUGCUGCUCUAUGGAAAUAUCGUGUCAUUCAUGCAAAAGCAGAACCAGUUUGUCAUAUUAGGAUUUGCAAUUAUAAACAUUUUACAAUACUUGGUGUUAGACAGUGACUGUUGGAUCUGAUUAAAAGUUGUGUACUGAAGGCCCGGAGGGACUCUGGAUCUUGACGAUUGAACUUUUUUUUCUCAGUAACACUUUCAGAGUGAAGAGGUCGCCAAAGAAAUCCUCAUCUGACCCAUCCGAGGAUCCUACACCAGAUGAAACUCCCUCCCUCCACCCACAGGACGACCACGCCACAGAUGAGGAGAAGCUGGCUUCCUCCACUAGUCAUAAGUGGGCAUCCCUACACAACGUGGAUGCAGAUUUGAAUUCUGAACAGCAAGACUUCCCUCAGCCGAGCGACCUUUCGUCCUUUGUUAAUGAGAACAGUCUUCCUGAUCAGACUCCAGUGCAAGACUAUGAGAUUGAGUAUAUGGAGAAGCUUGGCUCCGCUUCGCCUCCACUGUCUGUGAAGAAGCCAUCUUUGUACCUGAAGUUAGACUCCGUUUCUGACAACUUACCCAAGAAAAAGUGUGCAAAUGGAUCUGAACCCAGCUCCCCCUGCACUGGCAGUUUUGAGGAGAUGGAGGCCCAGAUAACAGCGGGUAUGAAGACACCGGUGCUGAGCUCCCGGCCUGGUCCCGAGGGCUCUGCUGGGGAAAAGGGCAGAAAGAGAGAGAACAAGGCGCUCAGCCGAACACUGAGCACAGAGAGGGAUGAGCAGCCCCUUAGCCUGGGCCCUGUGGAGGCCCCUGCUCCUGUCCUGCCCAUGCCCCUGUUAGACAGGCUGUCUGAGUGUGACGACCUCCUGCAGUACCUGGAGCCCGACCUGGCUGAGACCAACCCGACAGCAUUCGCUCAAAAACUACAGGAGGAACUGGUGCUUGCUGCCCUGAGGAUAGAGGCUCUGCAGAUAGCCAAAAACAUCUCACAGUGCCCCUCCCUCUCCACUGUAAACCCCCAGGUACUGCGCUGAGUGCUGCACCUGAUGUAUGC